CAACAUUACAAAUAUUUUAUUCUAUCAGAGCGAAUUUUUGGCAUUCGAGAAAAUACGUGUUGUGAACGUGUUCGUUCUUGUCAGUGCUUGAAUGUUAGAAAGUGCGUAUGUCCCGUCAUUUCAGUUCCUAUUAUAUUACGUUAGAUGUUCGCAAAAGCUAAACGCCGUAUUUAAUUAAAAGAAAAUCAAUUCGCAUGGAUAUUUUUUUGUAACAAGUCAAAAAUAAUAUGUAAAAAAAGAUUUUUUGGGGAAAAAUAAUGGCUAAAUCGGGAAUGUCAGAGUCUGAUGUAGAGCCCGAAGAUGGGGCUACGGCUAGUCCUCCCCCGCAGGAGGACGCUGACGACACACAGAAUGAAAUGCCUGAAGACUCGGUGUGUGUAAUUACAAAUUCAUUAAAACCAUCAACCCCCAUCAGCAUACUCAUUGAAUCUCUAGUCAAGAACCUUUGUUAUUUGUACGAACCAAAUCCAGAUAAUGCGACUCGAACGUACCGUUUAAUCUGUGAGAAAUUAUACAGCAUGAGACUAAUUGACGAAAGCUACGAUAUGAAUGAGUUUGAAGGUAUGAGAAAUCAAUAUCAAAGAGCUGUACAUCAUUUACUAACAACAGCAAGCGGAGGUGAUCAAACGAAUCCUCUACGACCACUUUGGCCAAACGUAGAUAUUACCAACGAGUGGUCUCAUUAUUACAGAGAAUUUGAUGAAUUGGAAUAUAUUGCAGGAGGGGGAUUUGGAAAGGUAUACAAAGUAAAGCAUAAAUUAGAUAGUACAGAAUACGCGGUAAAAAAGAUUUUCAUCCGUUCCGAAGGAAUAAACUCCGUUAGAAAUUACCUUUCAGAAGUGAAAACAUUCGCAAGUUUAAACCAUUCAAAUAUUGUUCAAUACAAAGCCGCGUGGUUAGAAUUGGGUGCGGAUAUAGGAAAAAACGUCAUCACCGAACACACCUCCGAAUCGGAAAUUUCGUUUUCAUCGUCUCUUGAAAGUAUGGGCAACGAAGAUCAUCGAAUACUCGAUGAGAACAUCAAUCAAGUGGAAACUUACUUAUAUCCAACUAUGAUCUCUGAAGCGGAAUUGAGUUUUCAACGAACCAAAGAGAAAUCGUCCGAAUUUGAAGUGAAAUUCGAACAGAGUAUUGAGUUUAAUCAUCAUUCGUUGUCUAAUAGCCAAGAGGUGAAUGGGAAAAAAAAAUGUCGUGAAAAGAGGAAUAGUAUAUCCGAAGGUGGGAAAGCGAUUUGUACUAUUGAGGAAAUUCAAAAUAUUCAACAACUCCAAACUAGGCAACAUCCUAAAUGGGCCACUUUGUAUAUUCAAAUGACGUUGUGUCAGACUACUUUAAAGCAAUGGUUAGAAAAUAGGAACAUCGGAGAGGCUCAUUUAGAUAAUAACGGCGUGAUUGUACCCGUUGGUGGCGAUCUUAGAUCGAAAACAAUUAUAGAAAUUUUAAAACAAUUACUUCAAGGUUUACAAUACAUUCACUCAAAAAAUAUAGUUCAUCACGAUAUUAAACCAAGCAACAUCUUCCUUCAAAACGAUAAUGGAUCUCUAUUGGUUCAAUUGGGCGAUUUUGGAUUAGCUUGCCCUUUACAAAGUGCUCGACACUCUUUAGCAUUAGGUACUAAAUUGUAUGCAGCACCAGAACAAUUAAGAGGAAGCUGCAACAGAAAGAGUGAUAUGUAUUCAUUAGGAAUAAUUGUACUGGAAUUGACGGAAAGUUUUCAAACAGAUAUGGAACGUGUUGAAAGUAUAAAUCAAUUACGCGAAGGGCACCUGGACCCUCAAUUACAAGAACAACAACCCCAACUGUCUUUAAUAAUUCGUCAGCUCGUUGUAAACAAUCCAAAUGAACGGCCGGAUGCGAUGACUCUUUUACAGCGUCUAACAGUGGACGUGAAUGUAGAAUCGGAAAUCGUGAAAGAUCUUCGAACGCAACUAGCGGAGAAAGAAAAAGAAAUUUCACGGUUGAAGGCGCUGUUAAAAGACAGCGGUCAUCAAAAUCAAUAGUUUAUUUUUCUAAUUUUUUUUCUUUUUUUUUAAUAAUUAAAACAACUUAAGUAAUUUUUAAGCAAUAAUU
Onthophagus taurus is the source of this 2070-nucleotide messenger RNA. RefSeq names its product eukaryotic translation initiation factor 2-alpha kinase 1. Gene Ontology annotation, cellular component: nucleus; cytoplasm. The record is from RefSeq and is a predicted model, not a curated record. Gene Ontology annotation, biological process: regulation of translational initiation by eIF2 alpha phosphorylation. NCBI's taxonomy places the organism in Eukaryota, Metazoa, Arthropoda, Insecta, Coleoptera, Scarabaeidae. Gene Ontology annotation, molecular function: ATP binding; eukaryotic translation initiation factor 2alpha kinase activity.